Zingiber officinale is the source of this 950-nucleotide messenger RNA. RefSeq names its product protein TIFY 3-like. The transcript has 5 exons. The record is from RefSeq and is a predicted model, not a curated record. Gene Ontology annotation, cellular component: nucleus. NCBI's taxonomy places the organism in Eukaryota, Viridiplantae, Streptophyta, Magnoliopsida, Zingiberales, Zingiberaceae. Bases 171 to 644 code for a protein of 157 amino acids. Gene Ontology annotation, biological process: regulation of defense response; regulation of jasmonic acid mediated signaling pathway; response to wounding.
CUUUUUUCUAUUGAAAUGCUUCCGUUUCGCCUCCUUGACCUGCAAAGCGAGGAAGAAAACCAUAAAUCCGCGGGAAAAGGUACUCGUUUCGAUUUAGGAAUCACCUGUUGCUCCGCAGAGCUCCGCUAGGGUUCGCUUCCCACCUGCUUCUCCGCGAAGAGCGAGCUGAAAUGGAGAAAUCUGAGGGCGUGAAGAAGAAGGAAUCGAGGUUGAACUCUCUCAGCAGGUGUUUCUCGAUGCCAAUGACGAAUCGAGCGUGCGGCGCGUCGGAUUCGGCGCUCACCAUUUUAUACGGUGGCGAGACUAGGGUUUACAACGCGAUCCCCCCGGAAAAGCAGGCGCAGAUGCUAAUGCUCAUCGCGGCCGCUGCGGCUGAGGCCGGCAAGGUGAUGACCAUGGUAGGGCACAACGCAACUGAGUCGCUCGGGCCGAUGCUCGCCAGAUCUCUGUCACUUCAAAGCUCGACGGCGACGGUAGGACAGUCUGCUACUCCGGCCUCUCUCUUCAUGCUCCAAGCAGAACUGCCCAUUGCAAGGAGGCAGUCACUUCAGCGUUUCCUGGAGAAGCGCCGGGACAGGUUGGCGAGGAAAACCCCGUAUGCUUCGGCAAGGUCGUCGGACAUGGAAGUCGGAGGGCAGUCCUAAACUCACUUAAUGGCUGCUGUCAGCAAUGAUAAAGUCAUUAUUAUCUAAGUAAUUAGAAAUCUGAUCCUUAAAAUUAAGAUAUGAACUGUGUGCUAAGUGACCUUUACUUGGUGUCUGCCAUUGCUUAAUGUAUUGUGUGGAUUGAACUUGCUGUCUCUCUGGGACUGUCUAGUGUUUUAGAUUUCUGUAUCACUGUGUGUUUGUGUCAAUGCCUAAUUCUAUCUUGGGCACGGGCUUUGUUGACACUCUACAUCUAUCGAUAUUGGAACCUGUCAGAUUAAUGCAAGAUUUGUUGUUUGUAUUAGA